Drosophila eugracilis is the source of this 2642-nucleotide messenger RNA. Its product is annotated as ecdysone-induced protein 74EF-like. Lineage: Eukaryota; Metazoa; Arthropoda; Insecta; Diptera; Drosophilidae. The record is from RefSeq and is a predicted model, not a curated record. Bases 710 to 2626 code for a protein of 638 amino acids. The transcript is spliced from 2 exons.
AUAGAGGGGCUCCGCCGACUUGCUUCGAAUAUGUUUUUCGCAGCGCGCGCGUUCGCAUCGGAAAAUCAGAAAAGCUGCCGAGCAUUUAAUAACAAAUUCGGCAAUUACAAUUGUUAGUUUUUUUGUUUCCCCCUCAACCACCACUCAAAUGACUAUUUCGUCGCAGGUUUUUCAUCUGCAAAAAUUGUCGUAAUCGAGCGUUGAUCGUUUUCAUUUCGCAAAAAUCGUUAUAUGUUAUAAAAUACUUAUUACGCAUUUUGAAGGGAAAAAAAAAAAAAUCAAAGAAGUGAAAAUCAAAACAAAACAAAAUAAAAUGUUGGCUGCCUUUUGCGUUUUGCGCGUACGUGUGUGUUUUCUGUGUGAGUGAGUGCAGCAAAAAAAACCGAAAAGCCAUAAAUAAAUAAAUAUAAAACAAAGGCAAAACCGAAAUCAAAUGCAAAAUACUUGCAAAGCAUUGCCAAUCCAAAAGGUGUAAAUAAUUGAGGCCGAAAAACUUGGCCCUUAUGCUUUUAUCCCAGUUCGUGUGACUUCGUUUUUUAGCAGCAAUAUGACACAUUCAGCUAUAAUCCUUAAAGGCAAUCGUAACAAGUUGCAACUGUUGUCACAACGGAAUCUCAAAUUGCAAUCGCUGAUUAAUGUAAAAAUAAUCUGUUAUUACUAAUCAAAUAACUAAAGAAAAUCUCAAUUGAAACGAAAAGAUUAGAAGAAAAUGGCAGCAGCUGUCUUGGAGAUUAAUGAAAGCAAAUUGGAUUUGGCUUGCGAUGAGUGCGACUAUUACGGUACAACGGAUACGAUAUUUAUCGAUAAUAGCACUCAAACCGAUGGCUAUGACGAUGACGAAUCGGAGCUAAAGCCCCUGAAACCCAGAUUGAGUCAAAUAGUUGAAGAGGAUUUGGAAAUGGAAGGUGUUAUUAAAGAGGAAGUGGAAAUGAAAGUGGAAACACAUGGUAUACGAAACGAUAACAAUAACGAUAGUGAUAGUGAUGUGAAAGCCUCGAUAAUUAAUGAGCAAUCAAAGGAGGAUGAGGAGAUCUUGGAAGACGUUCCGUUUGAAGAGAGUGAACCACACGUUGCCGAGGUGGCAGUUGACUCAGAUGAUGAAGCAGAAAUCGUUGAUGUGGCCAGACUCACCGGUUUAACUUUGGGUAUUGGCUAUGCCCGGAUUAUAGACUACGAUAACUUUCGUAUUAUCGAACAUGUUAUCGAAAGCGAUGAUGAAGACGAAAAUGAUGUCGCUGCAGCUGGCACGGCAGAAACCUCAACGGAACUGCAGCAGGCCUGUCAUGAUUUGGUGACUUUCAUCGGUGAAAGCUAUCAGGUAAUCGAAAGGUCAGGCCAUAAUCGUGAACCACCGGCAACAUUAUCAGUGGUGGACAACAAUAAUAACAAUCGCAAUAGCGAUAUAUCCACAAAUGGUCGUGGCGCUAUCAACGAAUGUUCAAAACCCAGCCGAAAAGUGCAAAAUGGGCAGCAAUCGAAUCAAAAGGCAGUAACCAGUGCAGCUGCAACCAGCAGUAGCAGUAGCAGCAGCAACCACAAUAGCACAGCUGCAACAUCUACCAGCAGUGCAUUGAUAAAGGCUUACAAAUCGAAUCUUACUCCUUUGGCACCACCCUUUCAGCCUGCCGCCUUAAAAGCGAAGCAACUGCAACAGUCGUCGCUCACCAGCGGCAACAUGUCUUCAGUAACGACAACAACAACCACGUCUUUGGGCUACACCGCCUACGAGCAGACAACGGUUUAUUAUCAGCAGCAAGUUCAACAGCAGCACCAUCAGAAGCAGCUUCAGCAACAGCAGCAACACCCACAACAGCAACAGUUGUCACCCAAGCAGCACCAGCAACAGCAACAGCAACAACAGCAGCAGCAACAGCAGCAGCAUCAUUGUGCUCAACAUGGCGGCUUGCCGCAUAUUCAUGGCGCCCAACUGCUGCCCGUGCAGUUGAUCGCCUUGCAGCCAAAUGGAGUAACAGCAGCAGCAGCAGCUGCUGCAACAGCAGCAGUGGCAGCAGUAGGAGGAACUGUGGCAGCACCAACUCCGUCAGCAACAGCAGCGGGUGGUGCCUCAGCAACAUCAUUGACUGGCGCCGCUUGGCCACUUGUGGAGGCGCCAAUUUACAUUGACAUCAAUGGCGAAUAUCGCAGCUAUUGCCCGGCACAUGGACCGCCGGCCGUGGCAGCCCCAAAUGGCGCCAUUGCCCAUCAUCCGCACAUCCACACUCACACCCAUUCGCAUUCACAUGGCCAUCAUCCCCAUCCGCAUCACGCACAGCAACAGCAACAGCAACAGCAACAGCAGCUUCAUCAUCACCAUCAGCAACAUGGGCAGCAUCAGCAACAUUUGACGCCAUCGGCUGUGACAAAUGUUAAUGGAAACAUUGUACAAGCAGCAACGGCAGCGCCUAGAUUGCUGCUGCAACUGGACGCAGCAACUGUCCAGCAGCAACAGCAACAGCAACAGCAGCAACAACAGCAGCAGCAACAACAGCAACAAAUCGUGGCCGCUGGCAAGCGUAGCAAAGUUUAUCGAGGUGAGUGGCCGUUUUAUGACAUUUGUUGUACAGUUUUUAUUCCUGUCCAUGAUGCCCAGGGCUAUUUGGGACCAUAUAGUUUGUCCAAAGAAUAGGCUAUGCACUGUUAAA